This is a messenger RNA of Tuber melanosporum (Perigord truffle), 3337 nucleotides long. RefSeq lists its product as uncharacterized. The coding region runs from base 1 to 2592 and encodes 863 amino acids. The record is from RefSeq and is a predicted model, not a curated record. NCBI's taxonomy places the organism in Eukaryota, Fungi, Ascomycota, Pezizomycetes, Pezizales, Tuberaceae. The transcript has a single exon. Gene Ontology annotation, cellular component: nucleus. Gene Ontology annotation, molecular function: histone deacetylase activity.
AUGUCGGCUCCUACUGCUGUCAUCUUCCAUGAUACUAGCUACCGACAUAGAUACUCUAGGCCUAACACCUCACUUCAGGAUCUCGCCACUAUCGUUGAAAGACCGGAGCGCAUACCAGCAGCAACCUUGGGUGUUGCUGCUGCCCAGACCCGUGUUGGGAGGAGCAGGUUAUCGAUUCGUAAAUCCGAGCGGAUGGGCAGUUUGUUAGAUCUGGAGGUUAUGUUAGUCCACUGCCAUGCCGCUCCUGUCAGGGGUGCCAAAUCGUCAUGGCCCGAAGACCUUGCUGCUAUGUGUGGGGCUGCUGCUGAGAAGCUUAAAAAGGGUGAAUGCGAAGUUCCCAAGGGCUAUCAUCAAGGUGAUCUUUACCUCUGCGAGGAGAGUAAAGAGGAUUUGGAGGGGUGUCUGGGCGCCCUCUACGAUGGUGUUGACUUGGUGUUUGGGGGGGACGAGCGGAAUGGUACGAUUAGUGAAGACGACCAAAAGCGGAGGGGUGUUCGAAGAGCUUUCGUCUGUAUUCGGCCACCGGGUAAGCUGAUUUCCAGCCAGAGCCAGGCCCACACUAACUGCCAGAGUAUAGGUCACCACUGCGCUGAGACACAGCCUUCGGGAUUCUGCUGGUUGAAUAAUGUCCAUAUUGCGAUUGCUCAUGCUGCACGAGCUCACGGGCUAUCGCAUGCCGUCAUAUUAGAUUUUGAUCUCCACCAUGGAGAUGGCUCCCAGGCCAUUGCAUGGACUUUGAAUGAAUUGGCAGAAUCAACACAUAAUACAUCUAAAAGAACUUCUGGUAUACAAGUCCCGAACAUCGGCUACUUUUCGCUUCACGAUAUCAACUCCUAUCCAUGCGAAUACGGUGAUAUCGAUAAGAUCAAAAACGCUAGUCUAAAUUUGCAUGCGCACGGGCAAUGUAUGCAGAACGUCCACUUGGCCCCAUACUCGACUGAAGGGGAAUUCUGGACUUUAUAUAAUGAUAAGUACUCUAGCCUUCUCACAAAAGCUCGUGAGUUUCUUUCCGUCGCGGCAGUUUCAAAACCGAAAAAGAGCAGAGAGUUCAAAGCUGGAGUAUUCUUGUCCGCUGGCUUUGAUGCGAGUGAACACGAGGGGGCUGGCAUGCAGCGUCACGCAGUGAAUGUGCCAACGAGCUUCUUUGCUCGGUUCACAUCAGACGCCGUGGCAUUGGCAGAGGAGUACUGUCACGGGAGAGUUUUGAGUGUUCUUGAGGGUGGUUACUCUGAUAGAGCGCUAACUACCGGUGUAUUUGCCCACAUGGCGGGCCUAGCCUGCGCUCCCCCGGAAGCCGCCAGCACGUACGUAUCGCCAUCUCUUGGACUGACCCCGUUGCACAAACCCCUGGAAAACUCCGGACUAGAUCGAGGUUGGGAUGCGGAGUGGUGGGGAAUGGAAAGGGUACUGGAGCUGGAGGGCCAUUUUGCCAAAAUGACAGCCAAGAAGCCCAAUGUCGAGAGAGCCUCUACCUCCUAUCUCUCACCAACCGCCGCAUCUGUUGCCAAAAAGAAUGAUGUUCCCCGUCGUGUCAUGAGUAAUGGCUAUCUUGAUGGCAAUAACAAUAACGGACCACCACCACCACCCCCGGUUAUUCCCUGGGAGGUUGCUGCUUUUGAUUUGAGUCGCAUGAUUGUUCCGGAAUUUCGGGAAUCGGUGGAGAUACCACCCAUCGAAAAACCUACUAAAAGAUCGGCGAGGCAUUCAGUAAUCGGUGUCGUGGAUCCCGACGGUACGAGGAUGACGCUAAGGGACCGGAAACCGAAGCCAGCUCCGGAUCCCAGCCCCGAUAUUGACAGAGGCCGUCGUAGGAUGACAACCACUGGCAUUCUUCCGGAUAGCGCUGCCUCUAGUCGGGCACCAUCGAGAGCUGUUUCGAGAGCCCCCUCUAGGGCACCUUCAAAGGCACCUUCAAGACCUCCCUCAAGAGCGCAGAGAGUAGGCGCUCCAAGUAGAGGAGUGACGCCCAUCCCCCCCAGUAGAGGUACAACGCCUGCCCCUGGCGGCAGACAAAUUGGGUCGACAUCGGGCGGCGGAGUUACGGUUGCGGGGCCUCGAAAGGCAGUUGUCAAGAAGCCCUCGGUCAUUGGGACCGACGUUUCCAAGAGGGUGGUGGAUCAACACCCAGUCACCGCGGUCCAAAAGACGAGCUCUACCAUAAGCAGUGCGAGUAGUGUCGCCUCUUCUUCGCCUACAGGUUCCCAAGAGCCCAUGAAGACUGGUUGUGACGAUGACGUUGACUCUCUCACCAAGGGAAUGUUCAAAGUCAAGCUCACCUACAAGAAUCGGGAUAAGGAUAGGGCUGAGCAACUUAGAAUCUUGGAGCAAGAAAAGGAGCGGACGGAGCGGGCACUGGAAACAGAAAAACGAAGGCUCGCCACUAAUCACGCACUCAAACGUAAAGAGGGCGGUGUUGGACGAAUGAAGGAGGCAUUCGAGAGGAACCUCACGGGCACUACGGCUGCCGGCAGUCAUGCCGAAAAGGAAACUAAAAUGGUGGACAAUGUGGAGAUUCCUGUUGCCUGUUCCCCGAUGGAUCAAACAUUUCAUGGUGGCGACAUCAAGUUCGCAGAUCCAUGGCAGGGGAAAUGAUCGUCACUGCGUCUUUGGAGUCUAUCGCUUCCUCUGGGUUUCAAUUGUUUGGCUUCAACCCUUCUUUUCGUCUUCCCCUGUUUCCUUUCCCGGUAAUGCCUUUUUGAUAUAUGUUCCGAACUCUUUCUGAUUGGGUUGUUGUGUAAUAACUCGGGAGUCAUGCAGUGAGGGGUGUGCUGGGAUUGGUUCUCGGUGGUGGGGGGUUUUCUGUUUUACGUUAUUUCUUUUCGUGUUCUGGGGGUAGUCAUGCUUGGGUCUAACAUUCCUGAAUCAGAGUUUCCAAGUUUAAAACACUCUUCUUUCUUGCCUUUCCACCUCUUCCCCUUUUCUUUCUUUACAUAACUAUGCAGUCCCGUGCUUGGGGUUUUAUUUUUUCUUCCCACUUCUUGAUUUUUUUGAACCAGAACUUGCUUUGCAUUACGUAUCAAUUGCCAGAGCUGGAUAUUCGCAAUUUUGUGGAGUGGGGAUUGGAACUGUGGAGAUACCUGUUUUAUGUUGGGCUAGCAUUUUCGGGGGUGCCUAUUGGUAGUUGGGGUAUCGUAGCUCAUUUGUGCCUUCGUCAGAUUGAGGGAUUGUUGGUAUUUUGCGCAUCCAAGUGGAUGGAGCGAUCAUAAAUCAUCACUCGCGGGAUCACACUGUCCUCCUUCGAAUUAAAUAUAUACUAGGUCCAUCGAGUGAUAGAUUCAUAUGUAUGGUUUUUGCUCUAGGAGAGUACAAAUAUGAUCGCCGGCCAUGCUAGCUGUGU